Molecule: messenger RNA, 3908 nt
Organism: Linum trigynum
Lineage: Eukaryota; Viridiplantae; Streptophyta; Magnoliopsida; Malpighiales; Linaceae
Source: the annotation of a GenBank genome assembly
GUAAAAAUGGUAUCAAUUGUUGCUUAUGAUAUUAUGAACAAGAAGCACGUGAAUUUGAAAAAAAGUAAUCAUUCAAAAUUUACUAUAAUUUGAAGGAUUUAGGGUUAGGGUUUAGGUUUACAAUUUGAGAUUUUGGGUUGGGAUUCAAAAUUGAAGGUUAAGGGGUUAGGGUAAUUAAAGUUCAAAAUUAGAUUGAGAGUGCUAAUUAAAGUUCAAAAUUUGAUGUAUUAUGGACACUUUUAGAGUUGGGUGCACUCAGUGAGUGCGCCGAAGUAGCCAUCAUAUAUAUAUAUUAAUAAGUAGGGAUGGCAAUUUUGACGUGAAAUGUUUUACCCGACCUGUUUGACCUAUUUUGGGGCGGGUCCGAUCCGUCCCUUAGGCGUGGCGGGGCGGACAUGGGUAUCUCUCAUUGAUACGACCUGCCUUGACCCGCCCCAAUCUCGACCCAUUCUUGCCUAAAUUACAUAUAAUCUUAGUCAAAUUGCUUAGAAUUUUCCUUUUGUUACCUCAUAUUUUAGCUAUAAUAAAGUUGUAAGUAAGUGGAAAACUCAAUUUCUCCAAUAAUUUAGCUACAUUUUAUCAUAUUAUGGUUUGUUUCUUGGUGUUUCAAUGAAAAUAACAAAUAUUUAUAAUAUUUUUCAUAUAAAUUACAUACCCGUUGCAUCGACCUGUCCUAACCCACACCCCAUGACAAAUUAUCCGAACUGGAACCGACCUGCUACGAAAUUGGUAUGGAUAUUGAGAUACCCACCCAGACUGCUCAUUCCCAUUCUUAUUGAUAAGCUUUUGUUUUCUAUAUUUAAAUCUCAAAAGUGGUCCCAAAAAGAAUUGUUCCAUGGAAACAAAAAAAGUUUAAGUUACCCAAAGUCCAUGGGCCACCUCCUCCACUAGAAAGAAAGAACUCACCCAGUUUACCGAAAACACCCUCAAAAAGCGCAAGAUAUUCGCCUACGUGGCUCGUUAUCAGGUGUGAGAUCCACAAUCGCACUACCCUCACGGCCUUGGCGGUAUUCACGCGUGAUUGGAUCGGCGGUUGAAGGGAAACACGUGGUCCAAUCAUAGCGCGAGUAAGAGAGGUAAGACAGCUCUCGGCGAGUGAUGAGAAAGAUAAUUAUCACGAGGAUAGAUAUUUGUCCGGAUCAAAAAUAUCUGUCUAAGUCGUCCACGUUGGCAACCCGAUAGGGAGACCGCUCUGGCCCUGGAAUUAGAUAUUGCGCUUUUUACUCCAUUUUCCUUUCCCGAUCCUAUUAUUUUAAUUUUCCUUUCCUUCACUUUCCCUUAUUUUCCUUCUAACCAAACACCACCUUCGGAAAUAUCUCCACUUUCGUCGCCCCCCUUUCUCUCUGACCCGGAUCCACAAUUUCCCAAUUCCAGACUCGACUCCUGAUUUCCACACUACCGAUAACAUCCUCCUUCCAAUUUCUUCUCUAAUUCUGCUGAUUGAAUCAUAGUUUGGUGGGAGGCAAUCAUGGGGGAGGAAGUGAAGAUGACCGACUAUGAGGCCAACGGAGGAGAAAACGACCACGACGGUGGAGGCUCUGGGGACGACGCGAGGGUCACCGAGUGGGAGAUGGGUUUGCCGUCUGCCGAUGACCUAACCCCCUUAUCUCACCACCUAAUUUCCCCGGAACUGGCGUUGGCCUUCAGUAUCUCGCCGGAGCCGUGCCGGACGCAGGUGGACGUCAACCGAGCUUCCGAGGUGACACUCUCUAAUCUGUGCGGCAGCAGUGGCGGAGGGGGGAGCGGCAGCGGGGGCAGCGGUGGCCAGUUGAACACUCUCUCGUCGAACAACAACUUCAAGCCCUUGAACGACGACCGGGGGACGACGGCCAGAGACCCGAUGUUGGUGGAACCGGAGGACAACGGCGGGGCGGACCGCGACGGAUCCGGAUCCGAGUCUAGGAAGAUGAGGAAGCUCGAUUCGGAGGAGGCGGAUUCGGUACUCAGACCCGAGAAUUCCACUGACGAUCCGUCGGCGAGGUCGCUCAAACGCCCCCGCUUGGUGUGGACUCCGCAAUUGCACAAGCGAUUCGUGGACGUCGUGGCGUAUCUAGGGAUUAAAAACGCCGUCCCCAAGACUAUUAUGCAGCUGAUGAACGUGGAAGGCCUGACGAGGGAGAACGUCGCUAGUCACUUGCAGAAGUACCGACUUUAUCUCAAGAGGAUGCAAGGGCUUUCCAACGAGGGCCCUUCGCCCUCCGAUCAACUUUUCGCCUCGACGCCGGUGCCCCAGAGUCUGCACGAGAGUGGCGGUGGCGGCGGCAGCGGCAGCCGAGGAGGAUCUAAUUGUCCGCCGCCGCCUCCUCCUGCUUCUGCUGCUCCCACUGCUAAUGGCCAUUUGCCAGUUCCGAUGCCGGGGCCGUAUCAUCAGGCUGGGGCCGGCGCAAUGAUGCCUGGCCCUAUGUAUGGGCAUCUGGGGAUGCCGCAGAUUGGGAAUAACCAUCACUACCACCAUUACCACCACCACCAUGGAUUUGAUCGGAAUGCUCCCCCGUACAAUAUGCUGCAGCAGCAGAAGGAAUGGAGUGGGAAUAAUUACGGGUCCGUCGUCCCUUACCCGCAUCAUCACCCGCAUCAGGUUAUGAAUGAGAAACCUGAAACAUGCUUGGUUCUUGGAAGUGGUUAAAGACGGUGAAAGAAGAACAAUGAAGCUUAAGAAUGUGUGGAGUAUCAGCAUCAUGUGUUCUGGCCUUCUGCAUGACUCUAGGAAAGAGGAAGUUCUCCUCAGUAAAUAUAUCCUAUUUGGUUAUCAAUGAUCAACAUGAGGAUUGCAGGAUGCAGUAUGAUGUGGAACCAGGCGAGAACUCAAGGCAUACAUUCUCUCAACUUGUUCAUUGUUUGAUGAAGCGAAAUAAGAAGUUUAUUUCUGGAUUAACCAAACCCCUCCUUUUGUGCUACAUAGCAGAAAUCAAUAAAGGAAAGCCAAAUUGGUUCACCUAGAAAUUGACACUAUUGGAUAUUGGAAUGCCAUUGCAUUACACUGAUAUAUCUAUCUAUUUGGUCAUAAUUCUUUAUUUUAUUUUUCUAGCUGUCAGGUAACCUGGCCGUUUAUAUGGUUAUUUACUACAUCCUUGAGAUUGUUUAUAUAUCAAUCUUGUCAAAUUCUUGUGUUAACUUAAUCCGCCUUGGCAAGGACUUCGGUUAUGUGAUUUCAGAUUGUUUCGACGUUCUCUUCCCUGUUAAUGUGUCCUACAUGUCUUUUCUUUUGUAAUUUGACAACAUGCUUACAUGUUUCUACUAUCUGGCUGUGUUUUGAGCGGUAAAUGGCCAGAGGAAAACAGAUCGAGUACUGUGGGUUCGUUUCUGCUCGUGUUUAUAUGAAAGGAAUGAAAAAGGUAGCAAUCUGCAAGGAAUGGACAUUGAAGUUUCAUCUACUAAGUUGAUGAGGUACAGGUUUUACACAAUUUAUAAUCUUAUUUUCCUCAGCCUCCUGCACAACUUUUCUAGCUUCUUUGUCUAGCAGUUUAUUCUGAGCGGGGGACCUACAACCAUGCCUUUCUGCUUCCCCUUUCUUGAUGUUCUGUGAUAACUCGUUUUGUUAGUAUACAUGUUUAGAUUCAGGUGGUCUUGUUCUUUGAGCCCUAUUUUAGUCAUUCAGACUGUUCACGCUUCUGCAAUGGUAAUAUGGUAUAUCUCCUCCCAUCAGCUCCUUUGCUGUGUAAAGCACUACGGCAUUUGCCAUUGAAGGUUGAUGAACUGCCUGGGGCUCUUGUGUCUACAUAUCGUCGUCUCGUUUCAUUUUAACAAUGGCUCGAAUGCUCGAUCUCAAAACUAGAAGCUCAGCUCUAAGUUAUAGCAUAAGAUAUGCAGAACCUUUGUGGUAAUCUGAGUGUAUUUUGUUUAGUUGAGCGGCAAGUGGGUUGGUGCAAGUAGUUCUCACUUACACGUGAUAAAGUUAGCCUUUUGGC